CCCUCUUUAUAAAAAUCCAACUCCCCCCAAAACAACACUACCCAAAAGUGCUCACACUAUACCCACAGCCAAAAACUACACACUGUCGGCAGACACACCUCCCUCUUUCCCUGUUCUUUGCUCUGUUUUUUUUUCUUCUGUUUACACACAACACUCCCUCGGUUUCUCCGCUAGCCGGAAACUGAGGAUUUAUACUUCUUCUAGUUUUUUAUAAUUCUACUAGUGACCCACAUUUUACUUACAUUAUGGAAACUCACUCCCCAAAUUUCAGUUUCACUAAGCUUUACUCUGUUGUAGCUGUAAUUGUGUUUUUUUGGCCGUUCAUGGCUUACGCCGGCCCUCUCCGUCGUGUUGUAGACACACAUUGGUAUCCUGCUUCUGCCACGUGGUAUGGUAGCCCAGAAGGCGACGGUAGUACUGGUGGGGCAUGUGGGUAUGGGUCAAUGGUGGAUGUGAAACCGUUCAGGGCCAGAGUAGGGGCAGUGAGUCCGAUUUUGUUCAAAAAUGGUGAAGGAUGUGGGGCUUGCUAUAAAGUGAAGUGUUUAGACCGUUCCGUUUGUUCGAGACGAGCUGCGACGGUGAUUAUUACCGACGAAUGUCCCGGCGGGUACUGCUCCGGCGGAAGAGUUCACUUCGAUCUUAGUGGCGCCGCCUUCGGCCAUAUGGCUGUUUCAGGUUACGGCGGAAGCCUCCGUGACCGGGGUGUAAUCUCCAUCCUCUACCGCCGAACUCUAUGUAAGUACCCAGGAAAGAACAUAGCCUUCCAUGUAAAUGAAGGCUCAACACCUUACUGGCUCUCUCUUCUUGUUGAAUUUGAAGAUGGAGAUGGAGAUGUUGGAUCCAUGCAUAUCAGAGAGGCAAGGUCAAAUCAAUGGAUAGAGAUGUCACAUUUAUGGGGAGCAAAUUGGGCCAUAAUUGGAGGGCCAUUGCAAGGACCAUUUUCAGUGAAGUUAACAACACUCUCAACAGGAAGAGCCCUUUCAGCAAGAGAUGUUAUUCCAGGCAAUUGGUCACCUAAAGCUACUUACACCUCGCGGCUUAACUUCUAAUCUAUCGAUUGCCCUUCUAAUUAGCAUGGGCACAAUCUUUUCUACCUUAUUUUUCGCCAAGGAAAAGUAGCCGUUUGGAUCAAUAUAAGUAAUAGUAUCCAAGGCUCUUUCUUGGUUGUUAACUUUUGUUCUUGUGUGGUUAGUUAUAGUUAACAAGGUUGUCAAUAGUAGCCUUCUCCAAAGGAGAGUGAGCUCUUUUGCCUUGUGUUUUUUUUUUCUCUUCUUUUGUGUGUAGUAAGUUUGAUUUUUUUCAACGAGCACCUCGACUAGUUUCACGGAAUAUCUGUCACCUCCUACCAUCAAUAGGUACCAGAUAACUCUGUCAACUAAAGCUAGGACUGAUAGGAAGAAUUACCUAGUGGAGGUCCUUUGUGUGUGUUUUAACUGAGGAUAUAUAGAGGACCAAAUGAAUGCACAUGUAAUGUAAUGUUGAAACAUGAAUGAAGUAUGUGGGGGACCUUUCUGCCCUUUUGUGUAGUUUGGUUCUGUUUCUGAA
Molecule: messenger RNA, 1545 nt
Organism: Solanum pennellii
Lineage: Eukaryota; Viridiplantae; Streptophyta; Magnoliopsida; Solanales; Solanaceae
Product: expansin-B3
Exons: 4
Coding region: 246-1049 (267 amino acids)
Biological process (GO): sexual reproduction
Cellular component (GO): extracellular region; plasmodesma
Source: RefSeq, a predicted model, not a curated record